AUGACCACUCACCAAUGCAUAAAUAAACAAGAUGAUGAGAAUUGGUUGUACCUCAUCAUUUCAGUGCAAGAAAAUAUGGCUUCCGAAGCACACAAGCCACACUUCGUCUUGUUCCCAUUGAUGGCUCCAGGCCACAUGAAUCCCAUGAUGGACAUCGCAAAAAUAUUGGUCCACAGCAAUGUUAUUGUGACAGUAGUCACAACACCUCACAAUGCAGCACGUUUCACAUCAGUCUUUGAUCGUUAUUUCGAAUCUGGGUUUCGAAUCAGAUUAGCUCAACUAGAAUUCCCAUGCAAAGAAGGUGGAGUACCUGAUGGAUGCGAGAAUCUCGAUAUGAUACCUUCACUUGGCAUGGCCGCGGCUUUCUUCAAAGCAACAACCCUUCUGCAGCAACCAGCUGAAAAACUCUUCGAAGAGUUAACACCACCACCAUGCUGCAUAAUAUCUGAUAUGUGUUUACCAUACACAAUUCACAUCGCCAAAAGACACAACAUUCCCAGGAUCUCUUUUGUUGGAGCAAGUUGCUUUUGUCUUUUAUGUCUGCAUAAUAUACGCAUCUAUAAUGUUGAGGAUAGCUUAACUUCCGAGUCGGAGUACUUUGUUUUGCCUGGUAUCCCUGACAAGAUUGAAAUGACCAUAGCACAGGCAGCACAACCGAUCAAUGAAACAUGGAAAAAGUUUCGUAGUGAAAUUAUGGCAGCAGAAAUGGCUAGUUAUGGGAUAAUCAUGAAUUCUUUUGAAGAGUUGGAGCCAGCAUAUGCAAGGGACUACAAGAAGGUUAGAGGAGAAAAAGUGUGGUGUAUAGGUCCUGUGUCACUUGUUAACAAGGAUCACUUGGAUAAGGCUCAAAGAGGAAGGGGUUCAAUUGAUGUGUCACCACACGUUAAAUGGCUUGAUUGUCAGAAGCCAGGGAGCGUAAUCUAUGCAUGCCUUGGAAGCCUUUGCAAUUUAACGCCACCACAAUUGAUAGAGCUUGGUUUAGCCUUAGAAGCAUCAGAAAGACCCUUUAUUUGGGUCAUCAGGGAAGGAAGUCAUUCAGAAGGGUUGGAAAAGUGGAUUAAUGAAUAUGGAUUUGAGGAAAGGACCAAUGGUAGAAGCCUUCUGAUUCGAGGUUGGGCUCCUCAGUUGUUAAUAUUAUCUCACCCUGCUAUUGGAGGCUUCAUAACACACUGUGGUUGGAACUCUACCUUAGAAGCUAUUUGUUCUGGGGUUCCAAUGGUGACGUGGCCACUAUUUGCGGAUCAGUUUUUGAAUGAAAGUCUAGUGGUGCAUGUACUAAAAGUUGGAGUAACGGUUGGGGCGAAAAGUCCUGUUACAUGGGGCAAGGAAGAGGAAAUUGGUGUGAUGGUAAAGAAGGAAGAUGUUGAAAGGGCAAUAAUGGAGUUGAUGGAUGAGACAAGCGAGAGUGAAGAAAGAAGAAAAAGGGUAAGAGAGUUUGCAGAUAAGGCUAAAAGAGCCGUAGAGAAAGGGGGAUCCUCUCAUUCUAAUGUGAACUUGCUUAUCCAGGAUAUCAUGAAGAAAAAUCAUGACUAAAAUAUGAUCAUUUGACAUAAACCAUUUUUAUAGUAAAAGGCCACACCUUUUAGUUUUUUACUUAAUUAUCUAUCUUUCAAAUGCUGUUCAUGACAUCUGUCAUUAAGUUUAGUAUUUCCGCGCGUUGAUGAAUUUUCUAAUAAAUCUCUGUCAUUAGUGGGAUGUAACUAUUUGACUCAGAAACAUUAUAGAUUAGAGUAAUUUUCUUUAUGAA
This is a messenger RNA of Cajanus cajan (pigeon pea), 1747 nucleotides long. Its product is annotated as UDP-glycosyltransferase 73C6. The record is from RefSeq and is a predicted model, not a curated record. Gene Ontology annotation, molecular function: UDP-glucosyltransferase activity. Lineage: Eukaryota; Viridiplantae; Streptophyta; Magnoliopsida; Fabales; Fabaceae.